Molecule: messenger RNA, 8265 nt
Organism: Cyanistes caeruleus (blue tit)
Lineage: Eukaryota; Metazoa; Chordata; Aves; Passeriformes; Paridae
Source: RefSeq, a predicted model, not a curated record
GCCCUCCGCCUUCCGGGCCGCGGGGAGGGCCGGCCUUUCCCACAAUGCUUUGUGGGACGUUGACAAGUGGAUCCAAGAUGGCGUAGAAAGUAAUGACAGGAUUUCUGUCCCUGAGUCAUGGCAGACAGAAGACCAGAGAAGGCAUGUGAACAAGCAUGUGAAUCCCUUAAGCAGCAGGAUUAUGAAGUGGCAGUGAAGCAUUGCACAGAGGCUCUCCUUUCCCUCAGCCAGUACCCCCCAGCUCACCUCCCGGAGCCCUGCCAGGCAGAACUCGACCGCAUCAAAAUCGAGACUCUUCUGUAUAGAAUUGCUUCCUUUUUACAACUUAAAAAGUAUGGGCAAGCAGAUGAAGACUGUAGGCAUGUUCUGGGAGAGGGGCUGGCCAAGGGCGAUGGAUCUCUCCGGGCAGUGCUCUGCUGCAUGCAUCUCAAAGGGAAGCUGCAAAUUGUGUCUAAUGUUCUUUCCAAAUCACUGAUGGGGGAAUCACUGAACGGGAUGGUAACUAAAGAUCUCACACGACUGAAAACACUUCUUGCUGAAACAGAGGCAGCUGGUAAAGUACCAUCAGGAUAUCAUGUAGAAGAUUUAGAAGAAGGGUCACGGGAUGGUUGGCACUUCCGCCCCCCUCCCAGGGGCGUCACGAGCAGUGAGGAAUACACCCUCUGUAAAAGGUUUUUGGAAGGGUCAAUGUGCAGGUACUUAAUGUCCAAAUGUCCUUCUGGCUUUACAAGUAAAAUUUUGAUAAAUUUAUUAUUUCUAUACGCUUCCCGCUUGAUCCGAUUGAAACAGCAGAAGGAAAACAAACAGUGCUCAGGCAGUUACAUGGAAACCCUGAUAGAGAAAUGGAUGAAUUCAUUAUCUCCUGAGAAAGUGCUUAGUGAAUGUGUAGAAGGAGUGAGAGUAGAACAUAAUCCUGAGCUCUCGGUAACUGUCACCACCAAAAAGUCUCACCAGACAUGGACAUUUGCUCUCACAUGUAAGCCUGCAAGAAUGCUGUAUCGAGUGGCAUUGCUUUAUGAUGCCCAUCGACCACACUUUAGUAUCGUUGCAAUAUCUGCUGGAGACAGCACUACCCAGGUAUCACAAGAAGUUCCAGAGAACUGUCAGGAAUGGAUAGGAGGAAAGAUGGUCCAGAAUGGAAUAGAUCACUAUAUAUACAAAGUCAGUAUAGCCUUCAACACAGAAAUCUUUGGGACUUUUCGUCAAACUGUGGUGUUUGACUUUGGAUUAGAACCAGUCCUCAUGCAACGAGUGAUGAUUGAUGCUGCUUCAACUGAAGACCUUGAAUACCUGAUGCACGCGCGGCAACAGCUCCUGACCACAGCCAAGCGCUGGGAUUCCACGUCCAAGACUAUUGUCGAGUUUGAGCCUAACGAAACUACUGAAUUGGAGAAGAGCCUUCUCACCAGAUACCAAAUCCCUCUGUCUGCUGACCAGCUAUUCACACAAUCUGUCCUGGACAAAUCAUUGACCAAGACCAACUAUCAGUCACGGCUCCACGACCUCCUUUAUAUUGAGGAAAUAGCACAGUAUAAGGAAGUCAGCAAGUUCAACAUAAAAGUGCAAUUGCAGAUUGUAGCAAGCUUCAUGCUCACUGGUGUUUCUGGAGGUGCAAAAUAUGCCCAAAAUGGACAACUUUUUGGCCGCUUUAAGCUCACUGAGACGCUUUCUGAAGACACUUUGGCUGGACGGCUGGUGAUGACCAAAGUCAAUGCUGUUUAUUUAUUGCCUGUCACUAAAGAAAAGUCAGCACAGACCCAAGGAACCAAAGAGAAGGUUUAUGAAGCAGCUAUUGAGGAGAAGACAAAGGAUUAUAUCUUCUUGAGGGUAUCCAGGGAGUGCUGCGAGGAGCUGAAUCUUCGGGCAGAUUGUGAAAUGCAGGUUGAACUUCAGUUCCAGUUGAACCGCUUACCCCUCUGUGAAAUGCAUUAUGCCUUGGACAGGAUUAAGGACAACAGCAUUUUGUUUCCAGAUGUCAGCAUGACUCCCACCAUACCCUGGAGUCCCAACAGACAAUGGGAUGAGCAGUUGGACCCUCGGCUGAACGCGAAGCAGAAAGAGGCUGUUCUGGCUAUCACCACCCCACUCUCCAUACAACUGCCUCCUGUUCUUAUCAUCGGUCCCUAUGGGACAGGAAAAACCUUCACUCUGGCUCAGGCAGUCAAGCACAUCCUCCAGCAGCAGGACACCAGCAGGAUUCUCAUUUGCACCCAUUCUAAUAGUGCUGCUGAUCUCUACAUAAAGGAUUAUUUACAUCCAUAUGUAGAAGCAGGCAAUCCCCAGGCAAGACCUCUCAGGGUAUAUUUCCGAAAUCGCUGGGUAAAGACUGUUCACCCAGUUGUGCAUCAGUACUGUUUGAUAUCAAGCACACAUUCCACCUUUCAGAUGCCACAAAAAGAGGACAUCCUUAAGCAACGAGUGGUAGUUGUUACUUUAAAUACAUCACAGUAUCUAUGUCAGCUGGAUCUUGAACCAGGGUUUUUUACACACAUUCUGUUAGAUGAAGCUGCUCAAGCUAUGGAGUGUGAAACAAUUAUGCCUCUAGCAUUAGCUAAUAAAAACACAAGAAUUGUCUUGGCUGGAGACCAUAUGCAGCUCAGUCCUUUUGUCUACAGUGAAUUUGCCAGGGAGAGAAACCUUCAUGUUUCCUUGCUCGACCGGCUCUACGAGCACUACCCUGCAGAAUUCCCGUGCAGGAUCCUGCUGUGUGAGAACUAUCGCUCCCAUGAAGCAAUCAUCAAUUACACAUCCGAACUUUUCUAUGAAGGCAAAUUGAUGGCAAGUGGAAAGCAGCCAGCACACAAAGAUUUCUACCCUUUGACUUUCUUCACAGCACGUGGAGAAGAUGUGCAAGAAAAAAAUAGUACAGCUUUUUACAAUAAUGCAGAGGUGUUUGAAGUGGUGGAGCGUGUGGAGGAGCUGAGGAGGAAGUGGCCCGUGGCCUGGGGCAAGCUGGACGAUGGCAGCAUCGGGGUGGUGACCCCAUACGCUGACCAGGUGUUCCGCAUCCGCGCCGAGCUGCGCAAGAAGCGCCUGUCCGACGUCAGCGUGGAGAGGGUGCUCAACGUGCAGGGAAAACAGUUCAGAGUUUUGUUCCUCAGCACAGUACGAACACGGCACACAUGCAAACAUAAGCAAACUCCAAUUAAAAGGAAAGAGCAGUUACUGGAGGAUUCAACAGAAGACUUGGAUUAUGGUUUUCUGUCUAAUUACAAACUUCUCAACACUGCCAUUACAAGAGCACAAUCCUUGGUAGCUGUGGUGGGAGAUCCUAUUGCUUUAUGUUCCAUUGGAAGAUGCAGGAAAUUCUGGGAAAGGUUUAUUGCCCUGUGCCACGAGAACGAAAGUCUUCAUGGCAUCACGUUUGAGCAGAUCAAAGCUCAGCUGGAAGCUCUGGAGUUAAAGAAAACCUACGUGUUGAACCCUCUGGCCCCCGAGUUCAUCCCCCGAGCUCUGCGGCAUCAGCACUCAGCCAAUCCCACCAAACAGCAGCAGUCACCUCCAAAGGGCAAGGUCCAUCAUCAUAACCAGAAUGACCAUUUCCCACCUGAUGGAAUUGGUUUGGACAUUAUUUUGCAUGCACUGUUUUCUGAGUCAUCUUCAUGUUCUUUUUGUGUAUAUAUAUAUAUGGGGAAAUCUCCAAGUCCUGUUCAAAGGAUAGAUCCACACACUGGGACAAGUAUUCUAUAUGUACCUGCUGUCUAUGGAGGAAAUAUGGUCAUGUCUGUGCCUUUGCCUGUACCAUGGACGGGGUAUCAGGGUAGGUUUGCAGUCGACCCUCGACUCAUUACUCACCAAGCAGCCAUGGCAUAUAACAUGAACCUGUUACAGGCACAUGGGCGAGGGUCUCCGAUCCCGUAUGGCCUGGGCCACCACUCCCCCGUUAGCUUAGGACAGCAGCAGCUCCCACACCAGGACAAGGAGCAGCACGAACAAACUCGCAAUGGUAAAAGUGAAAACACUGCUGGACCUGAAAUCAGUAAAAUUCGAACACCUGAGAAGAAACCUCUGGAAUCCAAGCAGGUCGAUUUAGAAGCAAACCCUCAGCAGAGAAGCCCAGAGUCCCGUUCCAGCGUUGGUUACCCCAAUGCCAAAUUCCAUCGCAAAGACAACCCCAACCCCAGGCAGCUGAACCUGCACCUGACCCCGCCCCACUCCCAGUUCGCAGUUCCCAACCGCCACUUCCAGCACCUCUCCCAGAUCCCGAGGCAGCCGUACCCUCUGCAGCAGCAGCAGCAGCAGCAAAACCUGUUAAGUCAACAGCAAAAUCACUUGCCUGAACAACCCAACCAAAUGCCACCCCAGCAGAGCCAGGUAGUUCAGCAGCAUAAUCACUUGAAUCAGCAGCCUCCACCACCUUCGCAGCUUUCCCCUGCUUUCCAGGCAGGCCCCAGCCAGUCCUUUUUUAAUAAUCCCAUUCCCCACCGACCACAUUCUCCUGCUGUAGAUGCUGUGAUUUCAGAACAACACCCCCCACCUCUGUUACAAGAAGUCAAUAAUCCUUUGAGGCCUAUUGCACAGCACAACCCUGUUCUGCCAACCCACUUGAACAACUUCAUUGAAGAGAAUCCGUCAGGAAUGCCCUUAGGGGACACUUUAGAUCGUAUGCAUGGAAAUGUAGCUUUGGAAACAAUAAGGCAGCAACAACAAGCCAGGUUACAGCAAUGGAAUGAACAUAAUGCCUAUCUCAGUCAAGGCACUAUUCCAUAUCAACACCAUCACCAUCCUCAUCUACCACAUCUUCCUCAGCAACCAAUUGGAUUACAUCAACAGCAGCAAGUUAGGGCAAACUGGAAACUUGCCAGUAAUACAGAAGAUGAAACAGAGGCAACAUAUUCAAGAUUCCAGGACUUGCUCCGGGAGCUGUCGCACCGCGAUCCAAGCGAGAGCCGGGACGUAGCCGAAAUGCCACCCCCCCAGUCCAGACUGUUGCAAUACAGACAAGUCCAGCCCCGAAGCCCACCAGCACUCCCUUCUCCUUCCUGCAACUCCAACCACAGCGCCCACUUCCCCAACUUCACUGAGAACAGCAGAGACAUUGAACUGCCCACUAACCCAGCAUUUCAGCAGCAUUUACCCCAAAUGUACAACCCCCCUUUCUCAAUGCCAUCCGAACACAUAACCCCAUCUCCCUUGAAAUACCUGCAACCUGAUGGCUCCUGGACUUACACCAACCUACAGCAGAAUCACCUCUUGGGGCAGGGCUUUCACUAUGGAAUACCUCCACUGCCCCACAGGUCGCAGCAGAGCCCUUUUAUACAAAUCCAGAAUCAUCAGCACGCAGUCGGUCAGGAGCCAUUUCAUCCACUCGCAUCUCGAGCAGUUUCUGCUUCUUCGCUCCACAGCUUAGAAGAGUAUGAACCAAGAGGACCAGGCAGGCCGUUGUACCAAAGAAGAAUUUCCUCUAGUUCAGUCCAGGCUUGUUCUGAAGAAUUAAACACUCCUCAAGACAGUCUUGGUCAGUGUAAAGAGCUUCAGGACCACAGUAACCAGUCAUCAUUCAACUAUUCCUCCCCUGAGCUGUGGGUGAACUCCUCCUCUGCCCCGUACCCAAACAUUCCAUGCAACGGAGCCAGCAGAGCCGUUACACCCCGGGAGCUGCUAGCUCCGCCGAAGGCUGCCAAGCCCCCGGAGGAACACCUGAAGGGUGAGAACAUCCAGCUCUCCAACUCCUUCAACUACAACGUGCUCCAGCAUCUGGGCCAGUUUCCCCCUCUGAUGCCCAACAAGCAGCUGGUGGAGUCCAACAGCAGCAGCCCCCAGCCCGCGGGCGGCACCAAACCCGUCAUGUCCUACGCCAGCGCUCUGCGGGCUCCCCCCAAGCCCAAACCUCCUCCUGAGCAGACAAAAAAGAACAGCGACCCCCUGUCCUUGUUUCAGGAACUUAGCCUAGGUAGUUCAUCAGGUAGCAAUGGCUUUUACUCCUAUUUUAAAUAAUCAGAUUAUUUUUUUUAGAGAGAAUUUAAUUUUUAUUUGUGUCGGUAGAUCUAAGAUAGUUGGGGCUUCACCUGUAGUUGCAAAUAUUCCCUUUGUUUAUAUUGGUAAAUAUAUCCUCACUUAAUUGCUUUGCUGCUAGACUUGCAACUAAUUUUUUUUUUUUUUUUCUUUAAUUAUAUUCCAUUAUUUUGCAUUUUUUGAUGUGGGUCGGGUUUUUGGAAGCUUUUCUGUAGGAAGACACACACGUGUUAUUUUUUAAUUUGUGUAAUGUUAAUGAUAUGUUGCAUUAAACUAGCAGCUGAGAGAUUACCUGUACAACUUGAAAAAAAAAAGGAAAAAAAAAAAGGAAAAAGAAAAAAAAGGAAAAAAAAAAGUUUGUCUAAAUUGUAUUUAAGAAGAUUGUAAGUAGCAUUUACAUUUAUUCAAUAACAUUAGCAUACUAUGCUGGGUUUCUGUACCAGAAAUGGCCAGUUAAUGUAAAAAUGUAUGUUAUUUCUGCUUAAAUUCAUUUAAUUUUUUUUUUUUUUUUUAAUAAAGGUGCAGCAUCUUCUAAAUAAUUUCAGUUUUAUCAGCUUUUUUGUGAAGGGAUGCUGCAUUCUCAGACUUUUAUAGUUUUAGAUUCUGUAUGAUGUGGUAUUGUAUUUUCCAUCCACUGUAGGGUAAAGUAAAGGCAUUCUUUGCAGACACCUAUGCCAUUGUUUGGAAACAUUCAGAUAAAAGUAUUGGUAUACUUUAAAAAAAUAAUAAAAAAAAUCGAAAAAAGUAGAAAAAAAUUAACAAAAAAACCCAAAAAAACUCUACAUUUUAUUUUUGGACAAGCUAAUAAUAUAAGCUUGUUUGAAAAGUUAAUUUGAUAGGUUUUUUAAAUGAAUCAUGAAGCUGAAAAUAAAUUUUUAGGUAUGUUGGUGCUUAGUAGAUUUAAUAACUAUUUUAAAAAAAAUGCGUGAAUUUAGUAAAAUACUUUUUUGUUUGUUUGUUUAAUUUUUUUUUCCACUAUGCAUGUGUAAAUGUUUGUAAUCUGGCUUUUUCCUCCCCUCUUCUCCAGUGGUAUAAAGAAUUGUGCCGCUUUAAUUUUUUUUUUUUUUUUUUUCCGGUAAAACUUUUGGUACAUUAUUUGAUGUUUACAUUAAAAUGUGACAUUAUACAAGGAAAUUCAGAUAUUUUGCUAACUGUUUUGUUUGAGGAACAUCAUUAAAGAAGAGAUUUAAUGUUUGUCAAAGCUGUAUCCAAAUUAAUCUAAAUCUUCUGGGGAUCAGAGUGGUUACCAGGUUAUUUAUCUCCAUGAACCUGGCCCUUAAGGAAUCCAGUCCGAAAAAUUAAUUAUGGGAUAUUUAAAAAAAAAAAAUAAAAAAAAUUAAAGAAACAAAUGUGAAUGAAAAUUCAAAGGAUAAAAAUUUUGUGGCUAAACAUUUCUGGUCUUGCACACUGUCCCUGCUUUGUGACUGGGGAGCUCCAGAGGGAGGUUGUAGAGUUUCUCCUUUAUUUCUCCUUAAUCCUCCUUUUACACUUGAAAAAACUUUAAAUCUGAGAACUGGUUUACAGGGGUGAGCUGGGUGUAGUUCAGAAUUCCUCCACUUAUUACCUGCAAGAAUUGAAAUUAUAGAGCUGUGAGAGGGCGAUCUCAGAUUUUUACAGCUGUCCAUGGGACGCAUUACUGGGGAGCAGUGGCUGCUGCUCUGUUCAAUCAGAUUUUUGCUCUAUUUACAAUCAAUCAGGUUCAUUUUUUUUUGCAUUUGACUUCAUGUAUUAAGGCAAGGGUCAUUAUGUAAUUGGGUUGAUUUAAACUCAGUACACUGCAGAGGUUUGCAUAUGAAUUUUUUAUUAUAAAUCUUUGCUGGUUUAUGAGUCAGAAACUUAUCUGAAAAACUUUUUCCUUAUUUUUUGCUGUAAAGCAAAGCUCAUGUAACUCCUUAAUUUAUUUCCUAAUGUUAUACCAAACAAACAAUGCUGGGGAGGAGACAGCCCCUGCCAAGUUCUGCUCAGCACUUCAGCACAGGGCAUGGAACCCAGACGACCCCAAAAACGAGGAGAGGCCAAAUUCUGCAACCUUGAAUCAAGCAAAGCUGCUGUUAAAUGGGUUUUUGCCAAGAUGCUGGCUGCAGGAAUCAGUCCCUGGGAAAUUCACUGGCAGAGCUGAGGUGGGCACCCAGUGGAGGGAGGAGCAGGACUGGCAGAGCAGAGCUGGGGAUCCAAAGCACUUCACAUCCCCAAGUCAGCAUUUUGUAAUUUCAGGGGUUUCAAAGUCACUCAGUUCUAUGGAGCAGCCUUUUGAUUCUGUUCACCAUUUAAUAUUGAAUAUUAAACUAAUAAACAUCACUUGUUAAUUUA